UGACGUUGCGCUGCGGUGGGCGGGGCUAGUUGUCCCGAGUGAGCUCUGGCUGCGGCUGUUUGUACUUCCACGUUCUGAUGUUUGUUGACUGAUCUCCAGCACAGAGGUCUUGUGGUAUGUUGCCUUUCAUUAGACAGGGUGUGCAUACUUUCAGGCAGCAGAACAUUUUACAGUGCAGGUGUGUCUCCCACCUUGCAGUGUCAGAGUAUGUCCCUGCCUGUGCUCCCGUCGAUCGCCAGCAGGUGGAGCUGCUUCAGGACUUUGUAUCCUGUUCUCAGAGACUUUUUGUCAUGACUGGAGCUGGAAUCUCCACUGAGUCAGGAAUUCCAGACUAUCGCUCUGAAGGUGUGGGACUCUACUCGAGGACAGAAAGAAGGCCCAUAGAACAUGCAGAAUUUGUCAGAAGCGAGGCUGCGCGUAGGCGAUACUGGGCCCGGAACUUUGUUGGAUGGCUACAGUUUUCUUCCCAUCAGCCAAACAAGGCACAUAUAGCACUAAGUAAUUGGGAGAGAGCUGGGAAGUUACACUGGCUGGUGACACAAAACGUGGAUGCCCUCCAUACCAAAGCAGGACAGCAGCGCCUCUCUGAGCUACAUGGUUGCACUCAUCGGGUAAUAUGUCUUUCCUGCAAGACCGUGGUUAAAAGGUCUGAACUCCAGGAAAGGUUUAUGGUUCUCAAUCCAUCCUGGAAUGAAGAGUCACACGGAGUAGCCCCAGAUGGGGAUGUCUUUCUGACGGACGAGCAGGUGGCAAACUUUAAUGUCCCAGCCUGUGAAAGUUGUGGUGGGGUUCUGAAGCCUCAAGUAACAUUCUUUGGUGACACCGUGAGCCAGGAGUUGGUAUUCUCCCUGUAUGACUACUUAAGCCAGUCUGACGCCAUGCUUGUAAUUGGCUCCUCGCUGCAGGUUUACUCUGGAUACAGAUUUGCUCUGAAGGCGAAAGAGAAACACAUUCCUAUUGCAAUACUUAAUAUUGGACCCACUAGAGCAGAUCAUUUGGCAUCUGUUAAAGUGAGUUCCCGCUGUGGGGAUGUCCUGCCACAUAUAUUGGCCCAAGAGUGAAACCCGUGUGCAGUGUGUCACUGAGAUAUAGAGAAAAGUCAAGAUGUCACGUGGUCAUUCAGUAAACUGAGUGCCUGCAGGGUCAAUAAACUGUCCACAUUGAAUGAAGUCCAAGUACCCCUUUGGUGCUGUGCGAAGACUGAUAGAUCUUAUGCCGUACGGUAUAAACCAGACACGUUCAUUUGUUCUCAGUAAGGUUUGUGAUAUUUAUCCAGAAUGAUGGGAAAAGCUGAUUGGUGAUUUUUAGUGGGUCUUACUAUUUGAGUAUCCCACUUAGAAGGCUUGUAACCAUUUAUCCUGAAUGUAGAAGGAGUUCUCAGUCUGUAUCCUGUGAGGCACUUCUGACAGCGCUAAGGAAAACAGCAGCUGUUUAAUCUCCCGUGUUUAAGAUUUUGGUAGGAGAGAUUUGUUUUUAAACAUACUUACAGAAUAAAUGACUGGCAUCGGGGAUACAUGCCUGGAACCUGCUACUGUUA
Molecule: messenger RNA, 1537 nt
Organism: Pelobates fuscus (common spadefoot toad)
Lineage: Eukaryota; Metazoa; Chordata; Amphibia; Anura; Pelobatidae
Gene: SIRT4
Product: sirtuin 4
Exons: 4
Coding region: 117-1061 (314 amino acids)
Cellular component (GO): mitochondrial matrix; nucleus
Molecular function (GO): NAD-dependent protein lysine deacetylase activity; NAD+ binding
Source: RefSeq, a predicted model, not a curated record